ACAAAGCUUUCUUACAAACCACGUCUCUCUCCUAAAAAACUAUUUAGGGGGCCUCUGCUCGUCGCAAUCCUCUUUUCUUAAACACCUCUCCUUCUCUCCAGAUAUCAUCAGCCUGUGUACUUUUUUUUUUUUUUUUUCCAGUUCUAUGGCUUCCCCUCCAUUUUUCUCCAUCCCUUCCCUUUGCUUCUAACUUUCUCACACCUUUCCCCCAACCACUUUUUCUUCCAUAUCCUAUACCUCCUCCUUCUUCCCCUGCAUUUAAUGAGCAGUACUUUGUAUUUGAAUUCCUUCCACUGCUCUGUAUCUGAAAUCUGAAUCUAUUCUGUAUUUGGUUCUCCGCAUCGUUUCUUGAAAAGUUAGAGGUGUUAAGCCAGUUCACAUUCCAGAUUUACAGGCCUGAUUGCAGAAAUUAAAGCCAAAAAUUGCGAAACAUAGCUCGAUUCUAAAACAGUCGUUUCAGGUAGGAAUGGAGAACAAUUCCCGACGUACCACCGAAGAAGAUCACAUGGAUUUGCCGCCUGGAUUUCGUUUUCACCCCACUGAUGAAGAACUCAUAACGCACUACUUGUGCAAGAAGGUCCUUGAUUGCGAUUUCUCUGCUACGGCUAUCGGGGAAGUGGAUUUGAACAAGUGCGAGCCUUGGGAUUUGCCACGGAAAGCGAAAAUGGGGGAAAAGGAGUGGUACUUCUUCUGCGUUAGAGACAGAAAAUACCCAACUGGUUUGAGGACGAACAGGGCCACUAAAGCUGGCUACUGGAAAGCGACAGGGAAAGAUAAAGAAAUUUUCAGGGGAAAAUCUCUGGUUGGAAUGAAGAAAACUCUGGUUUUCUACGAAGGCAGAGCUCCAAAAGGAGAGAAGUCCAAUUGGGUCAUGCACGAAUACAGAUUAGAGGGUAAAUUGUCUUUCCAUAACCUCCCCAAAACAGCACAGAAUGAAUGGGUGAUUUGCAGGGUGUUUCAGAAGAAUUCUGGUGGGAAGAAGUCCCACAUUUCAGGGCUUGUGAAACUGAAUUCUUUGGGACAUGAACUGAAUUCCUCUGUUCUACCACCAUUAAUGGAUUCUUCACCCCCCAGCGGCAAAAACAGACCCGCCAUGACUGAACCAGCUCACGUGUCCUGCUUCUCCAACCCCAUGGAUGCCCAGAGAAACCAACAAAAGAUGAUUGACAGCUUCAACAAUCCUCUCUUCACUGUUUCUUUGAACCCUUCAAAUAUUUUCCCGAGAAUUCCCACCGGGAAUCCCCCUUACCCAGUUCAAGGAAUCCCAAUUCCAGGGAAUUGGCAGUACCCGGGGUCUCUUUCAAUCCAAGACCAGGCAUAUCUCAAGGCCUUGCUUGAUUCUCAAGGAUCAAACAUGAAGCAGAGUUUCAAAACAGAGAGGGACAUGGUUAGUGUUUCACAGGAAACUGGUUUAUCCACUGAAGUUAACACAGAAAUCUCUUCAGUUAUAUCCAAUCUUGAGAUGGGAAGGAAGCAAUUUGAAGAUCAAGAGGCCCCUUCUACUUCUGCUGCACCAGUUGACUUUGAUUGUUUCUGGAACUAUUGAAAUCUGAACAACUACAUUUGCUAUUAUAAUUUUAUUUCA
Malania oleifera is the source of this 1585-nucleotide messenger RNA. Its product is annotated as NAC domain-containing protein 100-like. Gene Ontology annotation, biological process: regulation of DNA-templated transcription. The transcript is spliced from 3 exons. The coding region runs from base 467 to 1546 and encodes 359 amino acids. The record is from RefSeq and is a predicted model, not a curated record. Gene Ontology annotation, molecular function: DNA binding. NCBI's taxonomy places the organism in Eukaryota, Viridiplantae, Streptophyta, Magnoliopsida, Santalales, Ximeniaceae.